CCACAUGUGCUCUUCCUGAAAGUGAGUUGACCAGACAGUAAGUUUUAGAUAGCAUUUGUACCGAAGACUGAAGACAGAAGGAUCAUUAAACUCAAAGAACUGCACUGGGACUUUGAUGGGGAUCCACUGACGCACAUCAGCAAAAUUAUCAGACAACACAAAUGGAGAGAAACUCGACUUUCCCUUUGGUCCUUGGCAAUUACAGCCGCACCAACAUCACUUGCUCCAGAGACAAUGUUUUGAAGACGGUGGUUUUUCCUGUUCUCUACUCCUUUCUUUUCCUGGUGGGGGUGUCUCUGAACGGCGUGGCUGUGUGGGUGUUCUUUCGCAUCCCCUCGCGGUCUCACUUCAUUAUUUACCUGAAGAAUAUUGUUGUUGCAGACGUCAUCAUGACCUUCACGUUCCCUUUCAAGGUAUUGUCAGACUCUAACAUGGCAUCCACCGGCCUGCGGAUAUUCGUGUGUCGAGUUUCCUCAGUGCUUUUUUACCUCACCAUGUACAUCAGCAUCCUCUUUUUCGGCCUUAUCAGCAUCGAUCGCUGCAGAAAGACCCUGAAACCAUUUCGGGGCACCAACUCUGCCCGGCUGACCCGUCGGAAAGUCCUUUCAGGAACCAUCUGGACCUUUCUGCUGAUUCUCUGUCUGCCCAAUGUGAUCCUAACAUGCAAAACCCCAACUUCUCCCUAUUUCAAGUGCAGCGACCUGAAGACAGAGGCUGGGCUUUACUGGCAUGAGGUAGUAAAUCAUGUCUGUCAAGUGAUUUUCUGGGGCAACCUGGUCACUGUGAUAGUUUGCUACACUCUAAUCACCAAAGAGCUGUACAAAUCCUACUCCCGCACCAAGUCUCACAGCACUGGAGGGAAUAUAUCUCAAGCACCAAGUGGGGGAACAACUCGGAAGCCCCAGCAGGGCAAACGAAAAAUGAAUGCAAACGUGUUCCUGGUUCUGGCUGUCUUCUUUGUGUGCUUUGUGCCAUUUCACUUUGCCCGAGUGCCGUACACAAUGAGUCAGACCCGAGGAGUUCUCUUUGAUUGCAAACUCAAGCUCUUCUUCUUUCAGCUGAAGGAAAGCACACUUUUCCUCUCCUCCCUGAAUUCAAUUCUGGACCCUCUCAUCUACUUCUUCCUCUGCAAGUCUUUCAGGAACACUCUGUUCAAGACGCUGAAGCUUCCUCCUGGUACCUGCAGCUGGAUAACAGGGAAAGGUUCAGAUACAGACUCAGGCAGCACUGCUCUGAGAAACUCCUCUGCCUGUACAUAAAACCACUGGACAUGAGAAAGACUUUUGAAAUGUGGUAUCUGAGUGUGCACUUUCUAUUGUCUGAAUGCCAGUUUGCUCCCUGGCAACACACACAGUGAUCGAUUUCCUGUAAUUUCCCAUAAUGUUCACUGGGAUUGCUAAAAAUGAAACAUAUACGCCAGAACCCAUAUAAUCACAAAUAUAAUUGCAAUAAUACCCGCAUUUUAAAGACACAUGAAUACCAUUGUACCCUACAGGUUUGUUUUUAUGUUGUCUAUGGAAAACAGUGUACUGAAGAGAAGUGCACACACUGUUUUGCUGAUGUUUUCAGACUUGUGUACCCACUGGAAAAUUUUCUCGGUUCUUCUUCCUGUUCUCUGCUAAAGUUCAUAUCAACAUUAGGUUUCUCUUCUACAUUUUUAUACUCAAUAAUUUUGUAAUGUGAAGCAAUCUGAAAAUAAACCCCAUUUUAAGGACA
This is a messenger RNA of Acanthochromis polyacanthus (spiny chromis), 1716 nucleotides long. It is a transcript of the gene p2ry12, whose product is annotated as purinergic receptor P2Y12. Gene Ontology annotation, molecular function: G protein-coupled purinergic nucleotide receptor activity. Gene Ontology annotation, biological process: G protein-coupled receptor signaling pathway. Bases 162 to 1259 code for a protein of 365 amino acids. Gene Ontology annotation, cellular component: membrane. NCBI's taxonomy places the organism in Eukaryota, Metazoa, Chordata, Actinopteri, Pomacentridae. The transcript has 3 exons. The record is from RefSeq and is a predicted model, not a curated record.